AUGGAUGGAUUCAACUUGAAAAAGAUGUGGCCCUGCCUGCCCAUCGCCUUAGGCAUUCUGGGAGUCUUCUGGUUCCAAGCGUUCUGGAACUUCAACCACGACGCCGCCGCUCAUCCUGGAAACCUUGCUGGAACGACCCCUCCCGCUGAAGCAGCCGCAGCCGCCCCGGAAGGCUUAGAGCAGCCCAUUUUAGCCGCGGAGUUCUGGUACAACGUUGGAAUGGCGACUCUAUUCUUCCUGCUGGCCCAGCUCCCGGAAGUUCCCUCCCGCGGGUCGCUGGAAAGGAUGGCGAGGGAGAGGAAACAGGAGCUGAGAGCGCUGAUCGACUCCCUAACGCUGGAGAGAGAAGAGGGCGUCCAACAAAGUUGCGCGAUUAUCGACCUCCGGACGCAUUUUCGAAAGAUUGAGGAGUCGUAUGAGAAGUGGUGGGUUGACAGACGACGACGAGAGGAAGAAGAAGAAGACAAAGAAGAAGAAGACGAAGAAGAGAGUGACGAAGAAGAAGAAGAGAGUGACGAGGACUCUCGCUGCAAGCACGAGAAAGACCGACAGGCCCUGCUGGAUAGGAUCCGUCAGCUCGAGGACGACAACGAAAGCUUGAAGGGGGCCGCGAGGGGUAAGGACUUCGCCACGGACCAGCUGGAGGAACAGCUCCUCAAGAUGAAGGAGGACCACAAAGCCCUGGCGAGCAGGGUGGCCGAACUGACCGAGACGAACGACUCUCUGAAAGCGAGGGUCAUGAGCCUGAACGUGCAGCUGAAGAAGACCGUCUGCCAGCUGGAACAGCAGGAGGACCUCGCCUACCAGCUGCAGCAGGACAAGGACCUCUUGGCUCAAGAGAAUAAGGAGCUGGAGGAGUGGAACAGACAGCAGAACGACGCCAUCAAACGGUACAAGUCGAAGCAGGGAGAGCUGAAGUCGCAAAUCAACGACCUCGAGGAGAGAGUCGCCGAGCUGAAAAGGGAGCUCGCACUCCUUAAGUGCUACCUCAAAGAGAAAGAGCACAUGGUCAACGUACGCGAGAAACAGUAUCGGGAGAUGGAGCGCGAACUCGGCGAGAUGAUCAAGAAGGAUCUGCUCCUGGCGGAUGAAAAAGAUCGCCUGGAAUUGGAGGAGGACGAGCUGAAAUUCCAGGUCGAACGCCUGCGUCUGCAGUUAGGGAGAGUGACGGCGGACAGGGACCACCUGGAAAGGCGGGUGAAGACGCUGGAACGCCAGCUGGGAGUCAUCUGCAGAUGGCGGGAUGAGGUCGGAGCUGGACUAGAGAAGACCGAGAAGAAGAUCGGGAGAGGAGUCUGUUUUUAA
Molecule: messenger RNA, 1305 nt
Organism: Macrobrachium nipponense
Lineage: Eukaryota; Metazoa; Arthropoda; Malacostraca; Decapoda; Palaemonidae
Product: trichohyalin-like
Exons: 1
Coding region: 1-1305 (434 amino acids)
Source: RefSeq, a predicted model, not a curated record